GCUCAAGUGCGAGAGGCUGCAAAGGGGCAGAAAUGGUAAAAUGGGACAUAUCUUAUUUCUUCACCGUGACUACGCCAAAACAAUUCUUCGUUCAUCUUUGUUCUUGUAGUUGCUCCUUCCAUGUUUGUUUACCUUUUUUUAAACGGCAACUUCCCCUGGAAACCCUGUGUUUCAAAUCAAAUGUCUUUAUUGUCCACAAAUGUGGAAAUUUGUUUUUGGCAUACACAGUACAGACCAUAACUGAUUGGAUUCCGGAGUGGAGACAUUAUGAAUUUAGAGAGAUAAUUGCAUUUGGUAUGAAAGACUUUUUGUAAAGGUUCUUAGUUGCUGCAGCUGCUCUAUAGCACCUUCCAGAGGGCAAUUUAAUAAAUUCAUUAAACAAGGGGUGUACAGGAUCAGAUGCAAUUCGUCUAGCUUUUUGUUUCACCUGUGUUUUAUACAUACAUCCCAAAUGUCGUUGCUCUUUCCCAGCCAAAUUUGUAAUUCUGCACAAUCUGUUUUUGUCCUUUUCCCCCAAGUGUCCAUACAGUGUACAUACAGUGCUUGAAGUGGGGCGGAACGCACCGGUACGCGGUACCAGCACCUCCACAUUUUCGAUAUUCUUGCUUAUGUCCAAUUUCUGGAUCAGAUAUAGACGCUGCAUUGCUUUUUUAAAAACGUACUCUGUGUUGGCUGUAAAAUUUCAAAAAUGGUUCCUAAGUAUUUAAACUCCUCAACUAUCUCAACAGGCUUAUCGUUAAUCAAAACAGGAGAAAAAUAUGGACAAGCACUGUUGUGUCUCGUGAUCGCUAGCUCUUUAGUCUUCUUUGCAUUAAUAGAGAGGGCACUGUCACAACAACACACUAUGAACUGUGGAGAAUUCCCUCAGGCAAAGUCUGCAGAGAUGCAUGUACUUAAAGUCUGCACAAAGGGUUAAAAAAGUCUGCGAAACAAAACCCUGAUGCACCUGAACGCUCACCGGGAACGCUACUCAAAGUCUGUGAGUGUGGAGAUUGGGAUUCAACCCUUUUCAUGGAGACUCCGUCAUUUAUAUUUCUUUUUUGUUCCACCACUUUGAAGCCUCUCAGAGGAAAUCGGCCUCUGACUGAAAGACUUCAGAGUUUAAAAUCAAAAACAGUCCUUAAAUCUGUCCUUUUUACCUCCUUGAUAACUUUGUUAUUAGGAUUAAAAUGCAAAUGUUCGUGAUGUUUCUGUGCAGAUUUGAGCAGCACUGGGCUUCAGUGGCUGCAGUGAACGUCAUGAGAUUGGGUUUUUUUGUUGGUUUGUUUCUGGUUCUUGUUUGUGUUAUUUCCACAUUGUCAAAUGGACCAAUUGUGACACCUGGAAAGACAAGUUGUCCUCUGCAUCAGGACAGUGGACGCACCAGGAUCCACUAAGACUGCUGUUGUUGCUGUUGUUCAACAUUGUACAGCUUCAGUUUCAGCCACAACACCCCAAGACAGCAGGUCCUCACACCUACACGACAAAAUGAGUUAUCUGUCAGGGUCUACCAAAAGAAGUCUUCUGGGUAAGCUUUCAAAAAUCAGCUUGUAGCAAAACUAAUAUCUAGCUUGACCGUCACAUUUCAUAGUUCAGCCCAUAUUUACCACAAUCGCUGCUUAACUACAGAUGAUUUAAGGAAGUUUUAAAAACACAAAAAUCUAUUUCCCUGUUAUCCUCCCACACCUGGGCAGUUUCUCUGUCUCCACCGCAGCCUGCCUGCGGCCCGACAGCCUGAGUCUCAUUAACAGAAGCAGAAGAAACAUUUGUUCAGUUUGGACCAUCAGUCACAACAGAAGAACUCCUGCUUAGAAAGGUUCCCUGAACAAGCCCGAGUGUGCAGCUGCUGUUGGCAGCUGGACGCUCGCUUCACAGCCAACGAGCAGCGGAUGUGUACAAAUACGAGAGAGAGAGAGAGAGGGGCUGAUGGGAGAUGUGGCAGUACGGCCCGUGGAUACAGGGGUUUCUGGGGUUUCUUCAGGCGGAGUCAGCAGAGUAACGCCGCCUACUCGUGUCCUCGCCAGAAAAACUGUGUGAUCGACAGAACGAGCCGCAACCGCUGCCAGCACUGCCGUCUGCAGAAAUGUCUGUCUGUGGGCAUGUCCCGAGACGCUGUAAAGUUUGGUCGCAUGUCCAAGAAGCAGCGGGACAGUUUGUACGCCGAGGUGCAGAAACACCGCCUCCAGCAGCAGCAGCAGCAGCAGCAGGGUCCUCCCCUCCUGUCCCACCCCAGCCUCGGCAGCCCGAACCCGGGCGAGGCUGAGCCGCUGUCCCCUCACUACGGCCUCUCUUCCACGGGCCUCACGGAGCUGCAGGAUGAGCUGGGAGGCUACGUGGAACAACACUCGCCUGAAGGAGGAUCUGUCUCCUCUAAGGCAGACUCUGGAGGAGGAGAAAGAGGAGGUGGCGGGUUCUACCUGGACUUCCAGCCAUCCCCGGAUCAGUCCGGGCUGGAUGUUAACGGCAUCAAACCGGAGCCGCUGUGCGACUACGGCUCCAGUAACAGCUUCUUCCCGUACUGCUCCUUCAGUGACGGGAACGCAUCGUCCCUGGCUGAACUCGAUCACCUGGCUCAGAUCAUCUCGAAGUCCCACCUGGAGACGUGUCAGUACCUGAAGGAGGAGCUGCAGCAGAUGACCUGGCAGAACUUCCUGCAGGACGAGGUGGAGAUCUACCAGAGCAAGCCGCGGGAGGUGAUGUGGCAGCUCUGCGCCGUAAAGGUCACCGAGGCCAUACAGUACGUGGUGGAGUUCGCCAAACGCAUCGACGGCUUCAUGGAUCUCUGUCAAAAUGACCAGAUCGUGCUGCUAAAAGCUGGCUCUCUGGAGGUCGUCUUCGUCCGAAUGUGUCGCGUGUUUGACUCGCAGAACAACACCGUCUACUUCGAUGGGAAGUUUGCAGGUCCCGAUGCCUUCGAGGCGUUAGGUUGUGACGACUUGAUCACAUCCGUGUUCGACUUUGCUAAGAGCAUGUGUUCGCUGCAUCUGACGGAGGACGAGCUCGCCCUGUUCUCGGCCUUCGUUCUGCUCUCCGCAGAUCGGUCGUGGCUGCAGGAGAAGCUGCAGGUGGAGAAGCUGCAGCAGAAGACUCAGCUGGCUCUGCAACACGUCCUGCAGAAGAACCAGAGGGAGGAAGGGCUGCUGAACAAGCUGAGAUGUAAGGUGGCGGCGUUGCGUUCCCUGUGCAGUCGUCACACAGAGAAGCUGUCGGCGUUCAGAGCCGUUUACCCCGACGUCGUUGGGACGCACUUCCCUCCUCUCUAUAAGGAGCUGUUUGGUGCCGACCUCGAACUGACUCUGCAGACGGACGGUGACUAAACGCCGACCACGAGCUUCACAGAGCCGAGCUGUGAACGAGGGACCGAGUCCGGCUUCCGCGGCGAAGGAGGACGGGACGAUGACCCGCACCACCAAAGACAGAAACUGUGAGGCCGCUUCUCCUGGACAGCCACAUGAACGGAGAGAUUUUAACUUCUUUCUUCACCUCCCCUUCCUGCUCCUCCUCCUCUCAUGGCUCUGGGUUUGGAUGCAGUGAGAACUCAGGUGGUCUCCUUCCACCUGCAUUAAUACACAUGCUGUGGAUCCAGGAUCUGGGAUCAGAUUCACCUCUGACAUCAAAAGACACCUUCAGGAUUCAGAUUGUCAACACGUCUCCUCUUCUCAACUCACGCCCGAGUGUCCGCUCACAGAAAAAAUUUAUUUCCACGUCCUAAACUCGAUUUGGUUUAGCAGGAAGCUUGGUGACGUAUACUGACCGCUACCGGUUAGCUACUGUGGUGAGAACAUGCAGAUUGAAUAUAGGUAGCUCAGUCGCUAACCAGACUUUUGUGGCGCCGUUUAAACUCAGAGCAGAGCAGGUUUUUAUAAAACUGGGUGGGGCAAUAAGCUUCUCAAAGGUUAGCUCUGAUAGGGCUGAUGUGCAAUGAUGUGAAUUUGUUAUAUAUGCAUGAACGUCUCAUCUGUUUAACUUUUUAUCCCCUCUUUUGAUUCUGUAUCAUGUCAUGACCACAACAGCACGUAAAAACACAUCUUAUAAAGUGCAGGUUUUCAGAGUGGGAGGCGGGACGCCCCGAGUGUGUGUGUGGGGGGGGGGGGCUCCAAACCGUUCCAAAAUAUAACUUCAGUUAUUAAAAGGAGAUCACAAAGAAUGUCCUAAAUGUGUUCAUGUGCGAAUUUAAUGUCUUCCCCACUUUCCCAGAGUCAGAAACAAUAAACGUCUUAGGAGAGACCUUU
Molecule: messenger RNA, 4211 nt
Organism: Micropterus salmoides (largemouth bass)
Lineage: Eukaryota; Metazoa; Chordata; Actinopteri; Centrarchiformes; Centrarchidae
Product: nuclear receptor ROR-alpha A-like
Exons: 10
Coding region: 1869-3296 (475 amino acids)
Biological process (GO): regulation of transcription by RNA polymerase II
Cellular component (GO): nucleus
Molecular function (GO): nuclear receptor activity; zinc ion binding; RNA polymerase II cis-regulatory region sequence-specific DNA binding
Source: RefSeq, a predicted model, not a curated record